UGUGUUUGGUGAGUUUUUAACAGUAACUCGUCACUUCAACAUGGAGAUCUUGGGGCUCGUUGACGUCCCGCUAAAUAUCAUUCUGGCUCUGACGGCGAUUGUGCUGAUUUAUAUAUAUGGAACAUGGAACUUCAAUUACUUCAACAAGCAGGGCAUUCCUGGGCCAGCACCAUACCCUUUUAUUGGGAACAGCGCUGGAUUUGGUAUCUUCUAUGAUUUACCCACCCUGGGACAACGCUACGGACGUACAUUUGGGAUCUUCACGGGGAGACGUCCAUGCUUUGUUAUAUCCGAUCUGGACAUCUUGAAGGAGGUCCUCGUCAAAAGUUUCAACAAUUUUCGAAACCGAGCAUUCCCCAUGGUUAUACCCUACCCGUUCAGUUUGGCGUUGGCAUUCUUGGAAGAUGCCUCCUGGAAGAGGGUGAGAAGCAUCCUGAGCCCGACUUUCAGUGGUGGCAAACUGAGACGGAUGUGCAUCCCUAUCAACGACUGUGCUCGGGCGCUUGCAAAUAAUUUCUCAAAAGCCAUAAGAAAAGAUGAAGGGGUGCCAAUGAAACAAUACUUUGGAGCUUACACCAUGGACGUGAUUUCACGAACUGCCUUCGGUAUAAAAGUGGAUUCCCAGAAUGAUUUCAACCACCCCUUUGUUGUUAAUGCUAAACAGAUGUUUAGCCCCACGAAACUGAGAUCCUUUUUUGCAUUACUCGGAGUUAUGAUUCCAGUUCUUGCCCCCUUCCUGCAAAAGCUUGGUAUGGGAUUCUUUCCACAGACAGUCAUUAAGUUCUUCCACAGAAGCAUUAGGGAAAUGAUAAAACAGAGACAGCAUGACUCAAAGGAACAGCGAGAGCAGAGGAAUGACUUCUUGCAACACAUGAUAGACGCUGAAGGGCAGGAUCAACAAGAAGAGAAAGGUGGCGUGGCCAAUGGAGGAACUACUGACAAUCAUUCGGUCAAGCGUCUAUCCGCAGAUGAAAUUGUUGCCCAGGGGAUACUGUUCUUUAUUGCUGGAUACGAAACAACGGCUUCAACACUGCAAUUUGUGUCAUACUGUCUGGCCACUCACCCGGAUAUACAGAAAAAGGCAUACAACGAAAUUAAAGAAAAGUUGGGGGAUGAGGAUCCUGACUACGACAACAUUGGGAAGCUGAAGUAUCUGGACAACGUCAUCACCGAGACGCUCCGACUCUACCCAGCGGCUGUCAUGCUAAAUCGGAACGUUUCUGAGACUAUCAAGAUCCGGGACAUAACAAUCUCGGUGGGUCAAACCGUCUUUACUCCUGUGAUGGCGAUGCAGAGAGACGCUCAGCUCUACAAGGAUCCAGAUUCCUUCAAGCCAGAGAGACACGAUGAAAAGUCCAAUCCGCUGUCCUUCCUUGCCUUCGGGUACGGUCCUCGAGCCUGUAUUGGGAUGCGUCUUGCUCUGGUUGAGGCUAAGAUUGCCUUGGUUCAUGUUAUGAGGAUUGUCACGUUUGAGCGUGCGCCAGACACACCGGAUGUACUGACGUUUAAAAGGAACAGUCAGCUUCUGCAGCCAUCAAAAGACAUAAUACUGAAAGUGUCGCCAAGAUGGUGAAGAUGGCGACAAAACCAACAGAACACAGAUAUGGUUGUUCGAUCAGGCUAUGACAUAACAUAGUAGUGAAGUGUACUUUGCCACCAUCAUAAUGUACAGUAUGAUGAGAGCCAUUACUAACUCACGGGAUUCGCACCCUUUUGGAUAUGAGGAAAACCCUUACCAAUCAUUCUGAAAGCCAUCAGCUGUGUUGAUAAGAAAUAGAAAUAAGCGUUUUUGAUUUCUUCAAUUCGUAAAAAAUGUUGGUUUAUACUAGACAAUGACCUUAACAGCUCAAUACCAUGUUUCAGGGUUUAAGAUUUGACAUUUCCUGUGGGUAAAACAAGGUUCGCGUCCUUUCAAUCUUUCCUACAAGUUUCCUGUGCUUCAAGUUGCUAUACCAGAAGGGCCUUGAACUCAAACCAAACUAUGAUAUCUUUCUGUCGGAAGACAGUAGGGAUGUUGGCAUGUCCAGUCAUCUAAGGUGCAUGAAACCGACAUUGUUUGGUUCGAAAGCCCCAAUUUACCGUUAUUAUGUUUCGUGAUUUUUCAGCAUCAUACACAUGCUCGUGGGUUUCACCAAAGUGGUCCCACAUCCCAACACUCUUGGGCGUCCUUCGCACAUUAAUCUGAUACGCCCCGAUAUAACCGAAACACUAUCCAACGUGGUUUUAAACCCAACUAACUCACUUACUGACGACGUGGCUGCGUAAAUGGGAAAGUAAUGAGUAAUGGAAACAAUACUUUUCCUUCAGAUUUGAACAAAACCCCAAAACAAGUUGAGUUAAUGCAUGUAAACAUUAUUGGGGAAGUCAUUUUGUAGUAGUAUUCUAAUUUAUGUUGAUGAAAUAUAUCCACAAAUAAUUGGGAAUUUCCAUUAUUUUCUGCAGGCCACACAUUAUGCACGUCUUGUACGAUUUGUAGUGGUGGUUGUGACGCUGAGGAUAAGGGCGACUUGUAUAUUUGCGCCCAACACAUCAAAUGAUGUUCACUGUUAAACUGCUAAAUGUUGUAUCUAAAACCUCAUGCAAAUCAUGUCAGCAUCUACGCAUGCACUAUUUGUUUGAAUUAGUAAUACAAUACUUAAUACAUGUACAAUGAUUGUGGUUCAUCUGUGACAGUUUUACACUAUUAAAACAACUACAAAGUAUAUAUUGCUAUGAUUUACAUUCAUAUGACACAUUCACACAGACAGUUAGGCACAAACACAGACAUACACAUGCACACAGACACACACGCGCAGACAUAGACUGACAGACACACAUACAUGAAUUGCAUUUUUGUCUAAGCUUGAGGUUGUAUUAUGUUAAAUUUGCAUUGGCUUGAAUAAACUUAGUUACCUUGG
Messenger RNA from Haliotis rufescens (red abalone), 2897 nucleotides. RefSeq names its product cytochrome P450 3A29-like. The record is from RefSeq and is a predicted model, not a curated record. NCBI's taxonomy places the organism in Eukaryota, Metazoa, Mollusca, Gastropoda, Lepetellida, Haliotidae. Gene Ontology annotation, molecular function: steroid hydroxylase activity; heme binding; oxidoreductase activity, acting on paired donors, with incorporation or reduction of molecular oxygen. The transcript is spliced from 14 exons. Bases 41 to 1573 code for a protein of 510 amino acids.